UUGUACGCUUAUUAUUAUGGCCGCAUACGAAGUAAUUUCCAAGUUAACUUUUCAGUUGAUCGCUGGAACAGCUGGAGAACGCGAGCGUCUAGAUCGGCAGUCCGAUUCUCGUUCUUAUUCUCGAUUUAAGUCGUUAAUUGCCUAAGUGCUAAGUGCUAAAUGCUCCGCUUUGUGAACUGACCUCAAACACUUGUUGACAUCUCAACAUCGCGAGUUGGGUAAUUCAGUGAAAUUCUCCGGUUCAGCUGGUCUAGUUCAUCUUUUUGGACUAUUUGCUGUUUCCUCUUGUUUUGUGAAGUGCAUCUAAAGCCAGUGAUCUUAAGAUACUUACCGACUUUUCCAUAUACAUUUAUAAGAUUACCGCUCUCGCGUAUCUAAUUCCAACGUGGAGCUUUCCAGCGCCAAUGUUUCCAGUGAACAGCUGAUUGGAGAGCUUUGGGGUUUCUGUCUCUUUUGAGAGCACUGCACUUUGCAGAGAGAUAGAGAGAUAGAGAGUGAGAGAAAGAGAAAGAGGGGAAUGUAGAGCAAGUUUUAUCAGUUUGAAGUACGAUUCACAGAUAAGAAAAAGUCGGCGGAGGGUGUUAAGUCAUUUACACAAUUUAUCGCUUCUUCGCUUUGCGCAAUCGAAUGGAAAAACGGAUUGCAUUGCAUUAUUCCGGAGUGUAGUAGAAACCGGUGAGCACGACAAUCAUGAACAAACUACGGGCUCUAUUGCCCGGUCAACAUUCGUCCUCCAAUGGAGCUUCCCGGCAUUCUGUGACUCUGGAACCGGAGAUCGGAUUCCAGAUCACCAUCGACACCCCCAAAAACGGGGAUCAGAACAAGGGUUCUACGGCUGUGCCGGAGCUCAAUGUCCACCUCAUCGCCGCCCGUCAUCUGCCCUCUCUGUUCGGCUUCAAGAUCGUCCAGGGCUAUUUGAUAAAGGUAAAGCUAUUUCCCGGAACGAAACGCUUGGACAGCAGUAUUCAGACAAACACGUGGCCAAAGUUCAAUGAAAAUUUCAAGUUUCCCUUGGUGCCAGAUAUCAAAUCCUCCAUGAAGCAUGUUACGCGACGCAACACAAAUGGUCAGACAAAUAGCUCCGAUCCGGAGCCAGAACAGCUCUUCUCCGGACAAUUCGUCGUUUUCACCGUGUACGCACUAUUGGAACUUCCGGCCGCAAACUUCAAUCGCUUUAACAAGACAUACCGCUCGCUAAAAGACAGAAGCACCAGCUUUGUCCAACGUUUUGUGGAUCCAACUGCAAAUACUCCAAAUGACCCAAAGACUGAAAAUGGAGGCAAGUCAAAUGACAAAGGAAAGAAAAAGUCUGAGAGCGCAAGGGAUGCGAUGCCAGCGUUGACAAUAAGCGAAUCCCGCAGGAAUAUUGGAUCCGUCACCUGUUACCUGGAAUCCAAGCUCUUUGAACGCAACAGUCGAACGGGUUGUUAUUCGACGGAAGAGCUGUGGCUGCCUAUAAAAGAUAUCACCACAACGGUGGCCAAGUCGUCACCCAGCAACAACAACUUAGUUAACUCUGCCAAGGGCGUGGUUGAGGUGGCCCUCGAAGUACGCGACAUUCUCGAAUCCGAGUCACCUGCGGAUUCACCAAUGCUUCCACCAACGCCCUCGAACACGCCCACUUCGCCAAAUCCACCUCCCAUCCAUUCGACUAACAAUUGGCAAAAGAUGACGGCAGAAGUUAAGCGGAAGAUGGGCAUCAGCAAUGCCGGAAACUCCGACUCCGGUAGAUACCAGCUCCGGGUGACCACAACGCGGAUGCGGUGCUCCAACAAGGUCAAGGACGAACUGGAGGCCACGGCGAGUUCCGGAGUCUAUGUGAAGACCACGGCCUUCGAGCACGGCAUCUACAUAGAUGCAUGGAAGUCCCCCAUCUUCUUUCCCUCACUCUCCACCAAAUGGGACGAUGGAUCCGGCGAGGGAACGAUUGACAUCCCGCUCCAGAGACUCGAUCAGCUGGAGGCCAUUGUCCUGCGGAUCACGUUGGCCACCAAGAAGAUGGGCAAGAAACUGGUCCUCGGCACGGUCAUUAUCGGCGGAGAUCAGGCGGGUGAUACGGGCUCCGAGCAGAUGCGUCUUAUCAGGGAAUCUCCGCCUGGUCAACGGGUGGCCGCCUGGCACUGCUACCAUUAAAUCGAACUCAACUUUAUUUUCUAACACUGUAAAUAGUAAAAAAAAUCUUUAGUUAAUUCAUAUCAAAAUUCCUUUGUGCAUCUGCUCAUAUGUAUUUGCUUU
Molecule: messenger RNA, 2235 nt
Organism: Drosophila rhopaloa
Lineage: Eukaryota; Metazoa; Arthropoda; Insecta; Diptera; Drosophilidae
Exons: 6
Coding region: 691-2133 (480 amino acids)
Source: RefSeq, a predicted model, not a curated record